CUGAAACUUAACUUGAAGACGACGUCACCAUCACCAGCAGUUUCUGGAGUCACUUGCCGAGGCUAAGACUGUCCACUGCCAGUAUGAUCCUGACCCUGCUGCUCAGCCUUGGGGGGCCCCUAGGCUGGGGGCUGCCAGGGGCCUGGGCUCAGGCCCCAGGUACCAGGUUCUCUAAUCCACACAGCUCCAGGUCACCUGGGGUCUGGAGCGCAGAGGCCGAGGACAACGGCAGGGGCCCCGUUGGACGUAACUGGUGCCCCUACCAGAAGUCCAGGCUAGUCACCUUCGUUGCCGCUUGCAAAACAGAGAAAUUCCACGUCCACAAGCAGCAGCCAUGCCCACAGGGAGCUCUGGACUGUCAGAAAGUCAAAGUCAUGUACCGCGUGGCACACAAGCCAGUGUACCGGGUCAAGCAGAAGGUGCUGUCCUCUGUGGCCUGGAGGUGCUGCCCAGGCUUUGCAGGCCCUGACUGCCAGUACCAUGACCCUACUGCGAUCCCUGAGCCUGCAGAUCCAGAUGAUGACUUCCAGGAGCCUUGGGACGGGCCCGCUGCCUUAGAACCUGGCCACCCAGCUGCAGAGAUCAGCAACAUCGUGGUGCAGCAGGAACGCCUGCUGGGAGAUGUGCAGAAUGACAUUUACCAGAUGGCAGACAGCCUCCCAGGACUGUGGAAGGCCCUGGCAAGCAACCUCACAGCUGCCACAACUGAGGCAAAUCAGACAGAACUUGAGUUUCCUGGCAGAUCCUUGGAUCAAGUGCUGCUGCCCCACAUGGACACCUUCCUGCAAGUGCAUUUCAGCCCCAUAUGGAGGAGUUUCAACCAAAGCCUGCAUGGCCUGUCCCAGGCCAUCAGAAACCUAUCUCUUGAUGUGGAGGCCAACCGACAGGCCAUCAAGAGGGUCCAGGAGAACACUGUGGCCAGGGCCGACUUACAGGAGCUUGGUGCCAAAUUUGAGACCAAGGUCCAGGAGAAUGCCCAGAAAGUGGGUCAGCUGCGGCAGGAUGUGGAGGACCGCCUGCAUGCCCAGGGCCUUUCCCUGCACCAGUCCCUCUCUGAGAUCCAGGUGAACAUGGACACUAAGGUGAAGAGGCUCCUUAAGGCCCAGGAGCCCCUGGGAGCCAAUGGCAGCCUGACAGUGGUGGCAGGGGCAGGGGCAAGGCCGGAGCCUGAAAGCCUACAGGCCAGGCUGGGCCAGCUUCAGAGGAACCUCUCAGCACUGCAUGUGGCCACUGGCCAAAGGGAAGAGGUGCUGCAGAGCACCCUGGCAUAUGUGAGGGCGGCCCUGGCCCAGCACGAGGCUGAGAUCAAGGAGCUGUACUCAGAGUCCGAUGAGACCUUCGAUCAGAUCAGCAAGGUGGAGCGGCAGAUGGAGGAGCUGCAGGUGAACCACACGGCGCUGCGGGAGCUGCGGGUGAUCCUGAUGGAGAAGUCACUGAUCAUGGAGGAGAACAAGGAGGAGAUGGAGCGGCAGAUCCUGGAGCUCAACCUCACCCUCCAGCAUCUGCAGGGCGCCCACGCCGACCUCAUCAAGUACGUCAAGGACUGCAACUGCCAGAAGCUCUACUUUGACCUGGAUGUCAUCCGGGAGGACCAGCGGGACACCACGAGGGCCCUGGAGGAGACGCAGGUGAGCCUGGAUGAGCGGCGCCAGCAGGACGGCACCUCCCUGCAGGCCCUGAGCAGCACGGUGACCGCCCUGUCGCUGGCCGUGGACGCCGGCAAGGCGGAGGGAGAGCGGGCGCGGGACGACUUGGCGCGGCUCCGAAGCCAGCUGCAGGCGCUGGGUGGUGAGACUGGCGCGCUGAAUGCCGCCGAGGCGGAGAUCCGCCGCGAGAUCCGCCAGCUGCACAGUUCCUUCGCGGCCCUGCUGGAGGACGCACUGCGGCACGAGGCCGUGCUGGCCGCCCUCUUCGGGGAGGACUUGAUGGAGGAGAUGUCGGAGGAGGCGCCCGGCCCGCUGCCGCUGCGCUACGAGCAGAUCCGCGUGGCCCUGCAGGACGCCGCCAGCGGGCUGCAGGAGCAGGCGCUCGCCUGGGACGCGCUGGCCGCCCGAGUGACGGCCCUGGAGCAGGCCGCGGACCAGCGGGCGCAGCACCGAGAGCCCAGCCACGACGCGUCACGAGAGGGGGUCGGCGAGGCCCAGCUGGCGGGGCUGGAGCAGGAGCUGCAGCGCCUGGCUUCCGAGGUCAAGCAGGUGGGGCAGUGCUGCGAGGCUCCCGGGGCUUCCUCCCUCAACAGCUCCCUGGAGGACCUCCGCGGGGCGCUCUCCAACUCUGCGCACGGCCUAGAGCAGCACCAGCGGCUCUUCCACAGCCUCUUUGCGAACUUCCAAGGGCUUGUGGAAGCCAACGUCAGCCUGGACCUGGGGAAGCUGCAGGCCUUGUUGAGCAGGAAGGGGAAGAAGCAGCAGAAAGGUCUGGAAGCUCCCCGGAGGAGGGACCGGAAGCAAGCAAAGCUCUGGGAGACAGGCUCUCCUGUGGCCUUCUAUGCCAGCUUUUCAGAAGGGACAGCUGCCCUGCAGACAGUGAAGUUCAACAAAACUCACAUCAACAUCGGCAGCAGCUACUUCCCUGAACAUGGCUACUUCCGAGCCCCUGAGCGUGGAGUCUAUCUGUUUGCAGUGAGCAUUGAAUUCGGUCCAGGGCCAGGCACUGGGCAGCUAGUGAUUGGAGGUCACCAUCAGACCCCUAUCUGUACCACCGAGGAGCAGAGGGGUGGAAGCACAGCAACCACCUUUGCCAUGGCUGAGCUGCAGAAGGGUGAGAGAGUGUGGUUUGAGUUAACUCAGGGAUCGGUAAUGAAGAGAAACCCACCAGGCUCUACGUUCGGGGGAUUCCUGGUGUUCAAGACCUGAACAUUGGGCACAGCUCUGACAGACACGGCGGACUUGCCCAGCUCUCCUUGGCCUGGGGCUCUGGCCGGCACUGGUCUGGGACCAUCCAGUUGGUCUAGCUCUUUCCCGGAAACUUUCUGCAAAGACAGUAUGGCCUAUGUGGCCUCCCUCUAGACGCACUGGGUUUGGUUAUUUCUUAAUGAGGAGGACUGGAAUGCUUCUCUCUGGGAAGGACCUGGUCCGGCGAAGUGUGAACCUUGACUUAGCGUGCCUCCCUGGUCCACAUGGCACGGACCCCAGCUCUCUGCCAGUGUCCUACGGCUUUGUUGUGUUUUUCAUUGGGGUUUUGGUCCUCUUGUGGUUGGAACGUCCAUAUGCUUGAAACCUUUCUCCCACUUCCUCUUCUGCCUGAUUUUCUGCUAGAGAAUCCUUCUUUCCCAGAAGGGAUGUUUUAAAUGGAGGUGACAUUUUGGACAACGUUGGAAACCAGUCUGCACUCACUACAGAGCAGUAAGAGAAAACUAAGCUAAGCUCUCUGGUCUCUACCAGCCAGACAUGCAAAUGAAGUGCUGAGAUAAUCAAGGGCAACAGAAUUCAUAACUUUCCCUUAGUUUCAGUCCUUCCUUGACUUUAUCUGUAACUUUAAUUUCACUUCUCUCUCCUUGCCUUGCAAAGGCUAAGAUAUGCCACACAAGAACGAAAAUGUGUAUAGACUCCUUUGUUACCUCCUCCAGUAACUCAUGACCACCCUGAAUCUUAUUAGCAUCUCUAACCAGGAAGGGAGGGCUGAGGGAGGAAGUGAAGGACAUCUAUAAAACUCCCCCUCGAUAAUGACCAACUUUGGAAUAAAGUAAUGCCCUUCAAACAUC
Manis pentadactyla (Chinese pangolin) is the source of this 3703-nucleotide messenger RNA. RefSeq names its product multimerin 2 (gene MMRN2). The coding region runs from base 84 to 2855 and encodes 923 amino acids. The transcript is spliced from 7 exons. Gene Ontology annotation, biological process: negative regulation of cell migration involved in sprouting angiogenesis; negative regulation of vascular endothelial growth factor receptor signaling pathway. Lineage: Eukaryota; Metazoa; Chordata; Mammalia; Pholidota; Manidae. The record is from RefSeq and is a predicted model, not a curated record. Gene Ontology annotation, molecular function: protein binding.